AAUAAAUAAAGGAAAAUACCCAUUAAACAUUUGUAAAAAAAGGUUUUUUGGGGAUUAUUAACUAACUAACAUAAUGGUGCGCCUUCACGUAGCUCUCCUUCUUCUCUUCAUUGCCGUCUCCACCGCCAUCGUAUCAGCUACCGAUAAACCGUCGGUAACCACCGCCGGACCUCCAACCGCAACAACUCCGACCAGUGGAGAUGUCGAGGCAGCAGAGGCUCCAGGAGACGACAAUGCCAUCGGAACAACCGACGAUGAUGCACCUGGUACUCCCGGAGAUGAUGAUGUGGCAGUCGCCGGACCUAUCGGAAGCGAAACUUCGUACGCAAACUAUCCGCCGCCUCAGCAAACUUCCGGCAGUGGCGUCACCGCUAUGAUUGGAGUCGUUUCUGUCGCUGCUACGACGGUUGGAUCGUUCUUCUUUUUCUGAGGUGUGAUUGGUGCAUGUAAUUUAAGAAAUUAAUAAUGUUUUUAUUGAAUGUUUUGGAGUAAUAACUUUUUUCCUUGUAGAUGUAUCAUGUAUAAGCAUUUUGCUUGUCCCUUCAUGUAUAACAUUGGGACGGUACAUAUCAUUACAACAUAAAAAACUUUGUGUAUGUGAUUCUCAUAUAUAUGGUUUAUUGUGUAUAAUACCUUGUGAUUAUUUA
Molecule: messenger RNA, 647 nt
Organism: Brassica oleracea var. oleracea
Lineage: Eukaryota; Viridiplantae; Streptophyta; Magnoliopsida; Brassicales; Brassicaceae
Product: anther-specific protein BCP1-like
Exons: 1
Coding region: 74-430 (118 amino acids)
Source: RefSeq, a predicted model, not a curated record